UGAGCAAGUUCACCAUCCUUCCCUGAAAUGAAACCCCAGACUCCUUCAGAGGACGGCAACGAGCAAUGAGAAGUCAUUUUUAUAGAGGCAAAUCAACACGAGCAAAAUGACUUCACUCCACUUCGUGAUAUUCUGUGUUUUCUUCGGACCCAGCGGCUGUCAAAUUAAUUGCAUCCCAGAAGCUGUUGAUGAGACAAAGUUUACAGUCAACGUAACGGAGCACAUCAGAGUGGAGUCUAUCGACUGCGUUGUAAUCCCACACAGGGUGACAUUUCCACGAGGCAGAGUGGCAGCCCGGUACCAAAAGAUGUUAUUUCAGGGCGAUCCGUCAAAUGUCAUUGAUAAAAAAGUUGUCUACGAUGCAGAUUCUAACAAAGAAGAUUCGUUCAGUAUAAAAAAUCUUCCAUGUGGAGAAUAUGAUUAUGGCUUCAAACUGGAAUGGGGGUGUAAUCAAACUUACACUUUCCCAGAGAGAGUCCACGUCUCUGUUUUACCAUUAGCAACUAAGCCGACUGUCUUGGUUCCUCUUUUGACGGAGGAGGAACGCUCUGAGCUGAUCUGCGGCGUUGCCAAGCCGUGCUCACAAAGACUCCGAGUUUGCUGGAAAUGGACGAAGGCCGACGGACAAUCUGCGGUACUCAGCGACUAUCGCUACGGGAUACUUGAUCAGUGGUUCUAUGGAUACAAAGAUACUUUGCGCAUUAAUCCCACAGCACAUCAUCACAACACCAACAUCACAUGUGUGGCCGAAUACGACAACGACCUCACGGAAGCAACUGUCACUUUGAACGUGAAAUUUAAACCUAAGAUCACGAAUGACUCCCACUGCCUGGUUAAAGGCGAGCUGCUGGUCUGCAUGUGCGUCAGUUGGGGCAAUCCUCUGCCGCCGAUCUCUUGGCCUUUGGAGAACCUCACCACUUUCUCAGUGACCAGCUUGAGGAUUGCUCAGACAGUAAGAAGCACUUUCACAAUGCCUGCUUCGGAAUACCAUAGCGCCACUGUAAAAUGCACCAGCAGCAAUGAACGCGGCCUGGCUGAAACCUCGAUUAUAAUUCGAAACUCCGAAGAGAGCGCAAAGCCAAACACUCUUCCAGGCAGGAGGAAGGGGAUAGAUUCAGCUCUUCCCUGGAUAGCUGGGCUGUGUUUCUCUCUCAACCUGGUCUUCAUUACCGCCCUGAUUGUCCACAUUUGUCAAAGAAGGAAUAACAAGCAGAAGGAACAGAGCAAAGAGAUCGACAUUUACAUGUCUCUGAAAAAGGGCGGCGUUGAGGAAGAAUACAGCGUUAUUUCCGCAAAACCCAAACCAAAGCCUUUUACCAAGACAGGAAAAUGGCUUUGACCUUUUUUGUAAUUUCCUGGAUUCUUCUAAGAAGCACCAGCUGCCAGUUUCAGUGUACACCCGAAACUGUGGUUGACUCGGAUUUUUACAUCAAUGUAACAGAGCACGUUACAGCGCCGUCCACCGACUGUAUUCAGAUCCCACAUGAAGUGACUUUUAAACGAGACAAAGUGACUGUCCCGUACAAGAAGAUGUUAUUUAAAGGAGAUCCUUCAAACGUUGUUGAUACAAAAGUGGUGAAUGACGUGAAUCAUGACACAAAGGAUACUUUCUCAAUAACUGCGCUUCCACCUGGAGAAUACAAGUACGGCGUCAAACUUGAAUGGGGAUGCAAUCAGACGUAUGUUUUCCCUAAAAGGAUCCACGUUUCCGCUUUAACAACUAAACCAACUGUUCUGGAUUCUUUGAUGGUGGAAGGACACCGGACACGACUGAUCUGCUUGGCUCCUAGGCCAUGCACUGGUCAAGUGUUUUUCUUUUGGAAUUGGACAAAUGCUGAUGGAGAAUCUAGAAUGAUGGACAAUGACCUCAACGAUUACCAUUACAUGCGUCCGCCUGUAAGAUUUGGAUCUAGAUAUAGAGACAGAUAUGGUCGGAUAUACGGAGGUGAAAAUUAUUUACGUUUUUAUCCGACGGCGGAACAUCACGACACCAACAUCACAUGCGUAGCAACAUACGAUCACAAUGUUGCUGAGACGACUGUCACCUUGACUGUGAAAUUCUCACCCAGAAUCCUGAACAGCUCUCAUUGCACAGUUAAAGGGGAGCUGCUGUUCUGCGUGUGCAUCAGCUGGGGCAAUCCUCUGCCACCGAUCUUUUGGCCUUCGGAAACCCUCACAGAUUACUCGGUGACCAGUUUUAGCAAUGCUCAGAGAGUAAGCAGCACCCUCACCAUGCCUGCAGCUAAAUAUCACAACGCCACCGUUAAGUGCACGAGCAGAAAUGAACUCGGUCAGGCGGAAAGUGCAAUCCUGAUUCAAAACUCCCCAGAGCACAACAGGGGGAACUCUUUUUCAGAAUCAAACGAAGGGUUUCACUCUGCUCUUCCCUGGCUAACCGGAGUGUGUUUCGCUCUGAACCUUGUUUUUGUCGCUGUCUUCAUCUGUGUUUACCUACGGAGCAGGAAACAGCAGAAGGAAUCGCGUGAAGAAGCAGAAACCUAUGCGACUUUGAGAAAAGCAGAUAUGGAUGAAGCGUACAGCACUAUUUACCCACAAAAUAGAUGAAGUAUGCAAGUCACAGUUUUAGACCAGAGAGUAACAGGAAGUAAUGUGUCAUGUUUUGUUUUUGUUUGGGGUUUUUUAAUACAUGCCAUGUAUUUAAAAAAAUGUUGUUUAAAUUAUGCGUUUUAGUGGCCUACAGCCCAAUAUGCCUCAUUAUGCCAAAUAUGUUUAUGAUAGCCUUAAAUAUGAGGUGAGAAGCUCUUUAUGGGACCCAUGAAAAGAGCUGCUAGGAUGCUUGAAUCACACUGUGCUUUGACACCCACAAACCUACGAAGACACACAGACACAUAGAGUUUCACUUUUAUAACUUUUUAUUUAAAAAAAAAAUGUUUUUUGCAUAUUUGUUGAAGCUGUCACCAUGUUGUGAAUUGCAGCACUACCGACAAAAGACGCUACCAAUCAAAGCCAGGAGGAAGGUCUUAGCGCUGUCAUUCACCCUUGUGAAAGCGCUGCUAAAUCUGUUAACGGUGAAGAAACAACUCACUGUUACGUUACAAAUAUCUCCAGGUUCAAUUAUAAUACAGCGGUGUGCGCAACAUGAUUGACAGCACUAAGACCCUCCUCCUGGCUCUGAUUGGUUGUUUCUAGUUAGCACUGGGAGCAAUAGGAGAAGGCAGAAGAGCUCAAUUUUUUUUUUCACAGUUUGUCUCAUAUUAUACUGUCACAACAUAGUGACAGUUUCAAGAAAUAUAUAGAACAUGUUUUUUUUUUUUUAAGUCACAUAUCUGGAUCUUUAACUCUUGGCCAUCUUGCUUCCUUGCUCUGUGAUUGCCAAAUUUAAUUGUCGAGAUGAGACACAGCUAUGGGACUUAAGAUGACAAAAUUAAUCAGAUGUUCAGGACAAUGCACCAUAAUUUGGUUAAAGACUCUUUUCUGUGGUCGGGACGUCCCGUAAUCUGCGGGGUACUCCAUGUGAAUCUGGUGUGAAUAAAGCUGUGUCAGCACAUUUCUUUGACUUUGCUGUUUCAUGAUGCAAUCGACUGGCAGAUCAAUCUCAGUUGAUCCAUUUUGCCACAGAUUCUCAGUUGGAUUUGUGUCUGGA
This is a messenger RNA of Gambusia affinis (western mosquitofish), 3604 nucleotides long. RefSeq lists its product as uncharacterized. NCBI's taxonomy places the organism in Eukaryota, Metazoa, Chordata, Actinopteri, Cyprinodontiformes, Poeciliidae. The record is from RefSeq and is a predicted model, not a curated record. The transcript has 13 exons. The coding region runs from base 107 to 1339 and encodes 410 amino acids.